Messenger RNA from Fusarium proliferatum ET1, 1110 nucleotides. RefSeq lists its product as uncharacterized. Gene Ontology annotation, cellular component: transcription factor TFIIF complex. Gene Ontology annotation, biological process: transcription by RNA polymerase II; transcription initiation at RNA polymerase II promoter. The record is from RefSeq and is a predicted model, not a curated record. NCBI's taxonomy places the organism in Eukaryota, Fungi, Ascomycota, Sordariomycetes, Hypocreales, Nectriaceae. The transcript is spliced from 4 exons. The coding region runs from base 1 to 1110 and encodes 369 amino acids.
AUGGCCAAUUCCUUCAUCAAGCAGGAGCCCUUCAUCAAACCCGAUCCGGAGGCGUCUGGUUCUCCUGCGCAAGUCGAUGAAGAAGAUUUGUAUGAAGAUGCCGGUGACCUCGAAUUCUACGACAACAAGGCUCCCGCCUUCGAGCAACUCUACCUCGCACGCGUUCCUCGAUACAUGUGGGAAGCUUGGUCUAAAUUGACGGAGCGACUCGGCGACAACGAUGAAAUUCAAAUUGGCACUCUGCGAACAUGGACUGAAGCAAAGCCCGAUGGCAGCAAAGAUACCAAACUUCGCAUGCUUCUCUCCGCCAACUGCCCGGAGCAUCAGGUGCUGCCUCGCGAAUAUGACCUAGUAGUCCAAGAACACAACGUUAGCAACCACUUCAUUUUCAGCGAGGAGGAUUUGCCUGGCUUCAAGGCGCGAAGCAAGGCGCGACAAGAGGCUGCCGAUGCCGGCAUCCCUGCCUCAUUGUUGAGGCAGAAACAAGGAAACAACAACGGAGCAGAACGGCCGAGCUACGACCGUAGGAGCCGAUAUCAACCAUACUAUCGAAAAGCUGUCCCGAAAAAGACAAAGGUCUUUGGCAAGAUUGCCUACGAUGUCCGUGUUGAGCCCCACGGCAAAGAUGAGGAAGAACGGGUGCUUCAGCAGAAGAUUCUGGAUGCAGAGGCGAACAAAUCCAAGGUCCAAAUCAUCAGUCGACACGCAGCUUCAGCCGUAGUGAACCCUGGAACUACCCGCGCCGCCGAAUUCGGAGAUAGCUUCAUCAAAAAUAUCGCUGCCACAGCCAAGCCAAAGAAGGGCGAGGUGUUCAAGGCAGCCCGUAUUCCAGAGAACCAGCUUCUGGAUCUCAUUUUCGAUUGUUUCCGCCAGUAUCAGUAUUGGUCGGUGAAGGCUUUGCGACAAAAGCUUCAGCAGCCCGAACAAUACCUUCGACAGGUGCUCGAGAAGAUUGCUGUUCUCAACAAGAGUGGCCGGUUUGCCAACCAGUAUUGCCUGAGCGAUGCCUACCGCGACAAGGGUGGCGCAGAGGCCCAGGAGGCUGCUGCUGAACCUGUUGAUGACGAUGAGGACGAUGCGGAGAUGGAGGAUGUGUUGCCUGUUUCCUAG